UGUGGGGCGGACAGCAAUCACAUGCCAGCCUUUGAUACAAAUGCAAUCUUCAUUCAGGGUCACAAACAUAUGCAUGUGUACAGUGUGAAGGUUCUCCAUUGUUCUCUGUAACUUGGUAACCGCAGUGUAGUAAACUCUGAAGUCACAUGUUGGACAGAAGACGCCACAGUCGUCUGUCUUCAGGACAUAAUCGUUUGUUUGAAAAGUCCACCACCAACUGGUCAAUCGAGGAAUUGCUAUGAGAUCUGAGUGCAAAGGCCUUCAUCGAUCCAGCACUCUGGAUGCACACGUAUUACCUGUUGCUGUCAGAAAGGCAGGGGAUGAAGUCAAAACUGAGCCCCGGAGGAGGAAGGCAAUGCGUAACAUCGGUCCAGACCUGGACCAAGAGGCCAAGGCCAGGGGUCAGGCUCAGCUCGACCAGCGCCACCUAGAGGCGUACAGGAACAUGCACCGUCUCCGAGACGCUCUCUGCCGCCGCUACGCUGCCCUGCUCACGGGCAAGGUUCGCUCCCAGAGAGCGCGUCUGCAGCGGAGCGACGAGGCAGCCACAGCGAAGGCACAGAAGGAAACUAAGCAGAAACAAAAGAAGUUGGCCUUCACCAAGCUGCAGCACAAUGACUCAUACCUGAAGGCCCUCCCCAAAACCAGCUACUACCUGAUCUUUGACCUCCAGAAGCAGUUAGCUGAGCGAGGACAUCUGAGGAGCCACCACGACUUGGAGGACUUCUAUCGCUGCAUCAGAUAUAACUGCCCUCCAUCUCAGCUACACAAUAGUCUGGAGGAUGUCAGGAUAAGGAUGCUGGAAAGCAGACCUGCAGCUGAUUUGAUGACUCAACACAAGACUUCAGAGAAGCAUCCCUGCACUGCUGAAGAUAGAAGAGAGGAAGUUCUCUCCAGAUGGAGACAACCUACACAGUUAUUACAGCAAGGGUCUGGUCCUGAGGAGAUCUUUGGUGGCAGCCAGAUGAAGGAUGAAAAUGAGCAAAUGUUUCCCAAGAUUAUCCCAGAGACUCUUGAGACGAGCGGGAAAGCGGAGAUUUACUUGAGACGGCUCCGACGAAUGCAUGACCUGUGUUUGACAAACAUGGCUUUCUCUAAAAGACUGCUGGACAAGGAGACUGACUCUCUGAGCUGGCAGGAGGAGCGAGGCAACCGAGAUUUGCCUCCACGGCAACAGGUCACACCGAAUAAAGUUACCAGAAGGCAGUAUUCAUUUAUGCUUCCCGUCAUUGACUCCACACAACGGAAGACGAGUCAAACCAACCAGCCGCCUCUCUGCUCUCAGAAACGGCCAAGAAGAGUCUGUAAUGCGGGGCCCUCACAUCCCCAGAAGCCCCGCACAAUUACCUCUGCCAGACACCCGUUUUCUGAGACUCUGGGUUGGGACACAGCAGUGUGCUGCCGUAAAACACCUGAUCCUUUAUCCAUUGAAGAUGUGUGUCAACAAAAGCAUGUGAAGUUGUUUUUUCUAUCUUCAGAUAAUUGAUCGUGGGUUCAAGCUAUGGAGAAACUACACAGAAAACACAUCUGAUUGAAGAUAUCACCACAAUCACUUAUGGUCCGCAAUGUAAUCUUAUAACGUGAUGUAACUAACAUACGGGAAAUACACAAUUUGCAUAUUUUGUUUACAUUACAAAUGUGUUGAUUCCAUGUCACACUGCAUGGUUAAUGACUAUUAUACUUUUAUAGUAUCUUUAAAUAACCUUUUCUUACUUUAAGACAAUAUUUGUAUAUGUUCGGCAAUGACUUGAGUCAUAAUUUCUGAAAUAAAAAUGUUACUAUAACAUUU
Pseudoliparis swirei is the source of this 1789-nucleotide messenger RNA. RefSeq lists its product as uncharacterized. The transcript has 14 exons. The record is from RefSeq and is a predicted model, not a curated record. NCBI's taxonomy places the organism in Eukaryota, Metazoa, Chordata, Actinopteri, Perciformes, Liparidae. Bases 239 to 1486 code for a protein of 415 amino acids.